GGCUUGUGCGCUUCAAUGUCAAGAGGCCUCAUUUUCAUUUCUGGAGCUUGUGGUGUCCCAGCUCACCCUGAAAUGACUACAAAAAUCAUUCAUUUCAUGGUUCAUGGGAAGGCGGAGCAGGCCGAGUUAGGCGCAGACUGCACGGCUGACGACGUCAAAGACCUGUUCCGAGUGGCGGCAGACGCGGCUCCUCAUCACAUCCUGAAGAUGUACAAAGCCAAUGGCAGCGUGGUGAAUAUCUCGCCCAUGCUGGAGCCCAACAGCCAGGACUCGUACUACCGGCUGGAGGUGGUGGCGUCUGACCUCCAAAGCGUUGCCAUGCCUGUUGAGGUGGACAACAUGGAGCACAGGCUGUGUCACCUGGAGACCAAAGUCCUCGAAGAGUCAGGGAAGACGCCAGAAAUCAUUUGUGAGCUGAAGGGUCAGGUGGAGUCCUUCAAGCGCAAGCUGGAGAGUGUCAAGCACCUGAGCUGGAUGGGUCUGUUCAGGGAUGAGGGCCCGCCUAAAACCAGAGGGCCUCAGCUGAGCAUGGUUGAGGAACGCCAGCAGGUUCGCAGGAAGUUUCUCAACAUGAGCUCUCUGCAGGUGACAGAAGAAGUGAGGGAGCAUCUUAAAACUCCCAUUUUUGACAACUGGCAGUGGGAGGCGGCGGAGAUGCUGGUGCUACUCCAGGUGAUGUUCACCGACCUGGAUUUCCUGACGGUGUUCCACAUCGAGCUGGACGUCCUCCAGAACUUCCUGUUUGAGGUCUACUGCCACUACAACAAUAUCCCCUUCCACAACUUCCAGCACUGCUUCUGCGUCACUCAGAUGAUGUACGGGCUCAUUUGGCUGACAGACCUCAGGAACAAACUGGCUAGGAUUGACCUUCUGAUCAUGCUGACCUCUGCCCUGUGCCAUGACCUCGACCACCCCGGCUACAACAACGUCUACCAGAUCAACGCUCAGACGGACUUGGCUCUUCGCUACAAUGACAUCUCCCCACUGGAGAACCACCACUGUGCCGUUGCCUUCGGCAUUCUGUCCAAGCCGGAGUGCAACGUCCUCAAACAUCUCACCACCGAGCAGUACAAACACAUCCGUUCAGGAAUGAUCAAGUGCAUUCUGGCCACCGACAUGGCGAGGCACAAUGAAAUCCUUAAUAAGUUUAAAUCCAUCCAGCCAAAAUUUGAUUUCAGAAACAAGGAUCACAAGGAAGUGUUGAUGAAAAUCAUGGUGAAGGUGAGCGACAUCUCCAACGAGGCAAGACCGAUGAAUGUGGCCGAGCCCUGGCUGGACUGUCUGCUGCAGGAGUUCUUCAACCAGAGCGACACAGAAAAACUCAAAGGGCUUCCAGUCACUCCGUUCAUGGACCGGGACAAAGUAUCCAAGCCGACCUCCCAGACCAGCUUCAUCCGCUUUGUCCUGCUACCACUCUUCAGCGAACUCACCAAGCUCUUUCCCUGUCUAGAGCAACAUAUUCUGGAACCAGUGCAGAGAGCUCUGGAAUACUACUCAGACCUGGAGAAAGCCGUCCAGCAGCAGGAGGUGACCACCAAACCCUGAUGAGGACGACAUCGUCAGAUGAUAAAAGUUCUGUCCUAUCAAUCGUGUGAUAGUAGGUAAUGUUGAAAUAAACAUGUCGUAUGCAGAGCCACAAGUGUUAAACAUAUUUUACACCACUACUUUAGAUGAUUUUUAUUUUCCAUCGCUGCAUUUACAUGUCUGGACCAAAGUGCAAAUAUCUGAUAGUUAAAAAUAUUAAUGCAUCUCUAACUAAAGAAAAAUAAAUUAAAUCACAUGAAUACACAUUUCAAUACAUUCUGUUGGCAUUUGAAGAAAUUCAGCUCAACAUUUAGUUUUUCUUCUCACUUUUUCAGUCCAGUGUGACAGAAAUGAGCAAUUGACCCACGUUAUUUUUUACCACGAUAUAAACAAACCUAGGACAUGGCAGUUCAUGGCACACAAACACUGACCGUUUACUUAUGGACGUACAGUAGGUAAGUUAGGAAAGUGGGAAGCGUGCAUUUUCUCAGUGUCGUCGCCCUUAUCAGUGUAUUGGAUUACAUUGCAGUAACACAGUGAUUAGAUUGACAGCAAGGGUGUCCAAAGUGCAGCCCAGGGGAAAUCUUCAGCCCACAGACUGUUUUUUAAUAAAUAUGUCCUAGGCAUUUUCUGAAAAAUAUCAAUUCAAUAUUAGUGAUAUUCUAUUAGAUAUUUCACUAUUUGCUCCGUCACAUUUAACACAAAGCUAAGAUGUUGAUGUUUUUGUUCAGAUAUACUGUAUUGAUUGACCUAUACUGGAUUGUUUUUAGAAUCUAUGUACAGUGGCCUCUGCAUUCCUAAAUUGUUUUGGUAAGUGGCCCUGGUAGAAAACAAUGGACACCCCUGUAUUACAGUAUUAAAACUUCAUUCAUCACAUUA
Messenger RNA from Entelurus aequoreus (snake pipefish), 2403 nucleotides. Its product is annotated as high affinity cGMP-specific 3',5'-cyclic phosphodiesterase 9A-like. The coding region runs from base 16 to 1545 and encodes 509 amino acids. The record is from RefSeq and is a predicted model, not a curated record. NCBI's taxonomy places the organism in Eukaryota, Metazoa, Chordata, Actinopteri, Syngnathiformes, Syngnathidae. The transcript is spliced from 14 exons. Gene Ontology annotation, biological process: cGMP catabolic process. Gene Ontology annotation, molecular function: 3',5'-cyclic-GMP phosphodiesterase activity.